UUCAUCAUUAUCGCCACCAUUUUCUUCAACGUGUUCGACACACCGAUUCGAGCAUUUGAUACCUUCGUUGUGGAGCAAUAUCACGGAUUUAAUCAUCAAUCCGUCAUAUUUUUCAUCAAGGAUGAACUGAAAAUAAAUGCUGUCGAAGUCAUGAUUGGUCUCCCAAUAGGAACGAUUGUAGUCUACAUUGUGAAAGUGACGCCCCACUUCUACUGGUACCUUUGGGCCGUGUCUCUCCUCAUGAUGGCAUUUUUUAUCGUUUUAUACCCAAGAUGGAUUCUUCCCCUGUUCGACGAGCACGUGUCCCUCCCGGAAGGACCGUUGCGACGUGGGUUGACUCAACUUGCAGAAAAAUGUGGCUUUCCACUUAAAGAUGUCGUCAUAUUGCGAGAAUCCAACAGAACGGCACACACGCUGACGUAUUUCGUCGAGUUUGACCGAAUUGUCCUCUCAGACAACUUUCUGAGAACGUAUUUGAUCGAGCAUGCCAGUGAAAAUGCCGUGGUCCACCCGUCCCCUCAAACGAGGGCGGAAAUUCAAGCCGAACAGGAUUUGAGAGGGGUGGGGUGCACGGAAGAGGAGAUUGUGGCCUUGGUGGCGCAUGAAAUGGGGCACUGGAAAGCAAAUCAUUUAUGGUGGAACGUCCUCUUAGCCUUUGUCAACUUGGGUUGCUUCUUUGGUGCAUUUUCAGCCUAUUACAACUCAUCCGUGAUGUACGAAGCGUUUCACUUUCCAAAAGCGUCCAAGAAACCGAUUCUUAUCGGACUUUUCAUCGUUUUCAACCACAUUCUGGACACGGUGAAUUUCGUCACGGACCUCGCACUUCGAAAAGUUGCGAGGGUCUGCAUCCUAAAAGCGGACUUAUUUGCGGUCAAGCUCGGAUAUGGUGAUCCCCUCCGGAGGGCCAUUCUCAAAACGAAUAUCGACGACUACAACAUUGGCGAAUUUGACCCAAUAUACACGUUUUACUUUCUGGAUCGACCCUCAUUAAGCGAACGGCUUCAAUUAAUAGAUGCCCAAUUACGCAAAAUGCAAUAA
Molecule: messenger RNA, 1038 nt
Organism: Folsomia candida
Lineage: Eukaryota; Metazoa; Arthropoda; Collembola; Entomobryomorpha; Isotomidae
Product: CAAX prenyl protease 1 homolog
Exons: 5
Coding region: 151-1038 (295 amino acids)
Biological process (GO): CAAX-box protein processing
Cellular component (GO): endoplasmic reticulum membrane
Molecular function (GO): metalloendopeptidase activity
Source: RefSeq, a predicted model, not a curated record